CUUCUUAUUAGCAUCCAGUGAUUGAUGUAUUCUGAACAAAAAGUCAUCUAUAUUCUUAAUAUAAGCUUAUUUCAAAUCCUUUUGUCAAAUUUCUCAACUAAAACUAUACUGUAGCUAAUUUACUUUAUUGGAAACAUUCCACUGUUCCGCUAUCUUUUAUCAGAUCAAGUCAUACAUGGCAUGCUAUUUGGACUGGGAGAUUGCAGUAAGCCUCUUCUUACAACUGCAAAAAUGAUUGAAACCCUGCUACUUCAACAAAUGGCAGUUCUCCUUGAUCAAGUUGAAGAAAUAGCAAUGAGACGAGACUCUUCAAAGAUAGAAAUGCAAGAUAUUGUUUUUGUCAUGAGGAAAGAUAAAGCUAAGCUGACCAGACUUUUGAAUAUUAUAGAUUUCAAAGAUUCGAAGAGUUGGCGUAAUUCUGAGUCAGAGACGGUCGGUGAGGACGGUCACAUCAAGGCGAAACCUCUGAAAAGGAAAGACAAUUGCUUGCAGUUUCUGAAAGCCAUUGGCGUUACAGGCGUAUGUGAUACCUCUGCUGAUGACGAUUAUACGUUAAAGGAAAGACGAGUCAGAAGUGACAUUAUUUCUGAGAACCUCAGCUACAGCAAUGGAGAAUACGGUGAUUUUGUAGCAUCAAGAUCAUUGUCGUUUUUCCGCAAAGACAUUAAGCCGAAGCUGUGGGAUGCGCUGAAGAGAGUCGCACCGGGCCCUAUGUCCAAAUUGAAGGCAAAUACUGAAGACUUCAUCAGUUUCUUGGCUAAAGAAACAAUUGCUAUUGUGAUAGAUUAUGCUCUGCUUGUGCGGCAAGACAAGUCAAUGACUCCUGGAGACCUGUUCAGUAGAGCGAGAGUACUGUAUAAGGUGAACAGAUUGCCAAUUACUCCAGAAGAGAUCAAAGAGGUCAUCCGUCGUUUUUUCUCCAAUCAACUUUCGCCUUUCGGAACUAUCACAAGGUCCACUACCUCUUACCUUGAUAAAAAGCUAAUGGUUUGCUAAGUCGUGUUCCACAGUCGUUCCAGAAGUGUGUCAUACAGAAAUUUGGAAAUCCUGUAACGUAGGACAUUUUCUCUUCGCUUACGCUGAGAUUUGAAUCUUGGAAAUUUUAGUACUAGUUCCUCAUAAUAAUAAGUUACAGCAUUUUAAGUUUUAAUUAACGGAAACAGCUGACUGUAAUAAUGUAUUGUAUAUUUUGUAUAUUUCACUGCUACUGUAUUUUUACAUUAUAGUUUAUAGACGUUUGAAAUA
Molecule: messenger RNA, 1245 nt
Organism: Nilaparvata lugens (brown planthopper)
Lineage: Eukaryota; Metazoa; Arthropoda; Insecta; Hemiptera; Delphacidae
Product: SAGA complex subunit spt3
Exons: 5
Coding region: 181-996 (271 amino acids)
Biological process (GO): transcription by RNA polymerase II
Molecular function (GO): transcription coactivator activity
Source: RefSeq, a predicted model, not a curated record